Messenger RNA from Tachysurus fulvidraco (yellow catfish), 2355 nucleotides. It is a transcript of the gene parp12b, whose product is annotated as poly (ADP-ribose) polymerase family, member 12b. The record is from RefSeq and is a predicted model, not a curated record. Gene Ontology annotation, molecular function: metal ion binding. The coding region runs from base 98 to 1429 and encodes 443 amino acids. Lineage: Eukaryota; Metazoa; Chordata; Actinopteri; Siluriformes; Bagridae. The transcript is spliced from 8 exons.
CUCUCACACACACACACACACACACACACACACACACACACACACACACACACACAAAAGCAAACAUAACUCUCUAGGACAUAAGUUGGAGAUAAACAUGUCCAGCUAUUCUCGGGUUAUCCAUCAUGCUACCAGUAUCCUGUGCAGCCACAAAGGCUCCAUGGACCUGUCUCAGCUCUACAGGAAGGUUUACCAACGAUUUGAUAUCAGCGACGAGCAUUUUUGGUUUAUAUUAAAAAAAUGUCCGAGAUUCGCGAUGGUCCGAAACAGAUCGAGUGCAGAAAAAGACGAGGCGGAUUUUAUCGUAGUGGCUAAAACAUCUCUGCGUCUGUGUAAAAGUUACACCAAACAGGACUGUUUCGGCUGCCAGGACCUGCAUCUGUGUAAAUAUUUCGUUUAUGGAAACUGCCGCUAUGGUAAAGGAAGGAAGGAAUGCAAGUUCUCCCAUAACAUUCAGUCUGAACAUAACUUUCCUCUUCUUCGUGAGUGCACUCUUCAUGAGCUUCAUGAGGAUGACCUCUUUCUCCUCCUGCUACAGAACGACCCUGCGCUACUACCUGAGGUUUGCUCCCACUACAAUAAGGGGUCUGGCCUGUUCGGGGCCUGUACCUUUAAGGAAAACUGCACUAAAGUGCACAUGUGCCAGCACUUUGUGCAGGACAACUGCAUCUUUGGCACCAAGUGCAAGCGGCUUCACUGCGUGGACGAGUACGGCCGCAGGAUGCUGGAGGAGCGCGGCCUCGGCAUGGACGUCAUCCAGGACUUACCUUACCUCUACCAGAACGUUUACCGCCUGAGUGCCAGUGCUACAGAUGCAGAGAGAAUUUCUGAGCCUGUAAGCAGAUCCCUAGAACUGUCAGAAGAGAAGAAUGAAAUUUGUCUCCACUUCAUCAGAAGAAACUGCAGAUUUCAGGAGCAAUGCAAACUGGUGCAUUUUAAUCUCCCAUAUAAAUGGGAGGUGAACGAGGGGAACGGAUGGAGGGAUCUGCAAGGGAUGGAGGACAUUGAACAAGCCUUUUGCGACCCCAAGAACACGUACGGUCCAGGCUCAAGGCCGGUGGAUUUCCAGACAAUGACAAGGUCUGGACAUCCAGUGCGCCGUCUGUCCACCGUCUCGUCCAUCACCAAGCCUUCUCACUACGUCCUGACCACACACUGGUUGUGGUACUACAAGGGAGACCAUGAUAACUGGAUUGAGUAUGGCAGGCCGGACGAUAAGCACCGCGUGACAUCUGUAAAGUCCUGUGAUCUGGAGGAAGUGUUUCUGACAGACAGCAAAGCUAAAGUUACAGUUCUAAAAGGCAACAGACAUUACUAUGUCAGUUUCGAAGAUAUGUACCAGAGAAACCCCAAACACAACACGAAGAGAAAAGUACGCCGGAGGCCCUGCUUCGUUUCCAUCAGCGAGGUGGAAAGCCAAAUAGUGUAGUGAAAACACACACACACACGUGUGUCUAUACCUACUGCAAUGAUUCUGUACAGCACUGAGUGACAGUCCAUGGCAUGUCCUUAUACACGGAGUACGUUCUCAAUGCAAACUGAAAACUGUUUAAUAAUAUGUAAUGUUUGUAUAAUGACUUAAAGUAAAGGCUUUAUCAUAAGCCAUGAGAGAAGUCUUAAUGAAAUGUAAUCAUCAUGUUCGUGCUGUUUAUGUUGAUCCAAAGUGAUCCAAACUAUAUUGGCAAACAAUGCAGUAUGUUAGUAUUUACAAUAUGUUACAUUUUAAAAAAAUAAAAAUCAAACAAACAUCGUGGACCCGAACAUUUAUCGGGUCAAACGUAAGUCUCUGCGCUGUCGCGGGUCAGAAUCAUUGUGUUACUGAUGAACGUGGAUAGUUUGAUUUAUCAGAAUGUGGUCAUUAAGGGAGGCCGAAAGGGGAAGAGGGAAUGAUGGCAAACUCUCCUUCCCAGUCUAUCAUAGUGACACCAGCCAGUCGUGGCCUUCAGUGAACAUCAUGAUGUAUGAGGAAGAGGGCUGAAUGCGCUGUGCUCUGACGCAGCAUGAGCAGCAGUUUGAAACGAUUCUGAUUCAUUCUGUCUCAUUCUGGAUUUAUGAGUCUCAGAGGAAGAAUUUUUAGCCUUCAUUCUUCCAGAUCGAGAGACAUGGAUGGACGUACGGAUGUGUAUUAGCAGGCGAUUCACUUGAGGGAGUCAUUUUCAUGUUUUCUUUUCCUCUCAGCGUAUCACAGGUCACUUCACAAUUUUGACAUGAAUUAAGAAUAAAAUACAAUUACAUUGCUGAAACACUUUCCCCUUUUAUUUCUAGCAAUAUGUUGGGUUAUUUUUUAUUUAACAGCUUUUCAUUUUCUUUUCAGUCUGUUACCAUCAGCAAUAAACAUUUCCUGCUAUUCUGCAA